UGAUAAUAUAUAUAUAUAUAUAUAUACAUGAAAGAGAGAGGGAGUAGGGAACAUAUGCAAGGACGAGAAGAGCAUCUUCAGACCGAAUUAGGUUGUGCGCACGAGUCCUCGUGCUGUGCCUAUCUUGAGGAGUUCAACCGUUCUCGGUUGGUUUCUGCAUGAUUCUAGAGCUCAUGCGAGCAUGCAUGUAUGUCUCGUAAAGGACUGGGCUAAACGCUUACUGUCUUCUCACAAAGGAGCGUAUUCAUCGAAACCAUUCUUCAUACUUCGCUUGACAGGUCUGGAUAUUUUCACACUUCCUCUCGCUCCAAUUCCCUUUCAGCACGCAAACUUGGAGACUCAUUUGCUCACCCAAGCUCCGCAUGAGAAAUGAAUAGAACGUAUGUUGCCCGUAUCAUCGUCCUAGAAUGCGAUUUGGAUCCUCAACAGUGCUCGAGCUGAUCACUUUGGUAUCGUAACCAAGAACGAGCCGAAUAUACUCAGAGCAAGGAUAAUGUAGAUCAUCGAGAUAAAAAUUACGAUAAGGAUCUAGGCCUUGGGAAGCAUCGACCAUGAUGAUGUUUAAAGGUUUCAAGAGUAAGGGUGGAGUGGUUGAGAUAAAAGUAGCGAAUGUGGAGGUGUCAGAUUCUAUCACAGAGUCAGAUUGUCAUAUCGACCCCGAGACAGUGCUGAAAGAGGAUAUUGUGAACGAUGCAAACUGCAAACAUCACCCCGAAGAUCCAGCAGGAGCAGCAAAUGAACAAAAGGACUCGUCGUUUGAGGAAACUUUCGACGAUCAAUCUCCAGUGGAGGAGGUGGCCCUUACGGUGCCCACGACGGACGACCCCUCGCUUCCGGUCUGGACCAUCCGGGUGUGGGUGAUUGGCAUUGUGUCGAGCCUUGUGCUCACGUUCAUCAACACCUUCUUUGGUUACCAUACAGAGCCAUUGUCGGUGACAUCGGUGGCGGCACAGAUCGCUGCUUUGCCAGUCGGAAGAUUCAUGGCAAACGUGCUCCCUCACAAGCGCGUUUCCAUACCCUUCACUGACUGGAGUUUCAGCCUAAACCCGGGUCCGUUCAACGUCAAGGAGCAUGUCCUCAUUACAAUCUUCGCCAAUGCAGGUGGUGGCGAUGCAUAUGCCAUCUAUAUCGUCAAUGCCAUCAAAGCUUUUUACCACCGAACCUUAGACUUCGUUCCGGCUCUGCUCCUCGUCCUAACGACACAGCUGCUGGGUUAUGGGUGGGCUGGGUUGAUGAGGAGAUAUUUAGUGGAACCUGCACACAUGUGGUGGCCCUCCAACUUGGUGCAAGUUUCUCUUUUUCAGACUCUUCAUGAAACGGAGGAGACUCGAUUGGACACUCGAGGCUUAUCGCGUAACAGGUUUUUCCUGAUCACAUUGACAACGGCUUUCGUAUAUUACAGCUUCCCAAGCUAUCUGGUCCCCAUCCUGACCUCGUUUUCAGUUUUGUGCCUGGUUUUUCCAAAGUCAAUUACUGCCCAACAAAUCGGCUCUGGGCAAAAAGGUCUCGGGAUCGGUGCCUUCAGCUUCGAUUGGGCCUCGACCACGGCGUUUCUGGGCAGCCCAUUGGCAACGCCAUGGUAUACUCUGGCCAACAUUUCACUGGGUUUCGGACUUUAUCUCUACAUUCUCAUCCCGCUGCUGUACUGGAGAAAUGUCUACAACGCCAGGACAUUCCCCCUCUUCUCCAGCAACCUGUUCAGACUUGAUGGCAGGAGAUACGACACCAAUCGCAUCAUCACAUCAGACUUCCGUUUGGACUUGAAGGCCUAUGAAGAAUACGGUCCUAUGCACAUGAGCAUCACCUUUGCCAUGACCUAUGCGUUGAGCUUCGCCACCAUCUCUUCAGCUUUCACUCAUGUUGCUCUCUUCCAUGGAAGGGACGUGUGGCGCCGGAGUCGAGCUGCCCUGAAGAAUCAGGACAAAGUAGAUGUGCACACUCGUCUCAUGAGUCGAUAUCCGCAAGUCCCUGAGAAAUGGUUCCAGGCGUUGCUGCUCUGCACUGUCCUGGUAGCCAUCUUCACUGUCAUUGUUUACAAGGAUCAACUCCAGUUGCCAUGGUGGGGCGUUCUUCUUGCGGCAGUGCUUGCAGCAGUGCUCACUCUUCCCAUCGGCAUCCUCGUUGCUACUACCAACACUGGACCGGGUCUGAAUGUGAUCUCUGAGUAUAUCAUGGGUUACCUGCUUCCUGGCCAGCCCAUAGCCAAUGUUACCUUCAAAACGUACAGCACCAUUGCAAAUGGCCAGGCUCUGAACUUUUUGUCGGACUUCAAGUUGGGCCACUACAUGAAGAUUCCUCCUCGUCCCAUGUUCAUCGCCCAGAUAGUUGGGACGAUUAUUUCAGGUUUGGUGAACGUCAUGGUCGCCUGGUGGUUACUGCGAACCGUGAAGAACUUGUGCGACACCGAUAAGCUGGCAGCAGACAGCGUGUGGACGUGCCCAAACGACCGCGUGUUCUACGAUGCAUCUGUAAUCUGGGGCCUCGUGGGGCCGCAGAGGAUCUUUGGACCUCUGGGAGCAUACAAAGCCCUGAACUGGGCAUUUUUCAUUGGAUUUCUGCUGCCAUUUCCGGUGUGGCUGGCCUCCAAGAAAUUCCCCAAAAGGAAGUGGAUUCGCCUCAUUACCAUCCCAGUCAUUCUGUCGGGAGGAGGUGGAAUUCCGCCAGCUGCCGCGGUGAACAACACAGCUUGGAUUGCCGUGGGCACCUUCUUCAACUUCUACAUGUUCAAGUUCAAGAAGGGCUGGUGGAAGAAGUACAAUUACAUCCUCUCUGCUGCGCUGGACGCAGGGACCGCCUUCUUCGGCGUUUUCAUGUACUUCUGUCUCAACUAUGGCAACAUCAACCUGCAAUGGUGGGCCAGCGAUGGCGAGCACUGUCCUCUAGCUACGUGUCCCACUUCUCCUGACGUGGUGUACCACGCUUGCCACCCGGUUCAGUCUAGUUAGCACUCCGUGUUACCAGCUCGAGUUCUCACUCAAGUUUUGCUCGAUUUCAGCUGAUGCCGACCAGUUUCAUAGACAAUCAAGUGGCUUUGACUUGAGUUUCCGACUCAUCAGAUUUGCCUUCCUCCCAGCCUCAGCUUGUGCUUUACACAGAUUAGUGGCUCAAUGUUCUUCGGAGCUUCUGCUGGUCAACCCUGCAGUGUAGUCGACUAACGCUGUUAGGCAAGAAACCUCCACAUGUCUGAUCACCAAGUUUCUCUAAUCAAAG
This is a messenger RNA of Marchantia polymorpha subsp. ruderalis, 3210 nucleotides long. The record is from the annotation of a GenBank genome assembly. NCBI's taxonomy places the organism in Eukaryota, Viridiplantae, Streptophyta, Marchantiopsida, Marchantiales, Marchantiaceae.